UAGCAUUAUCAUAUCUCCCCGUCUAGGCGAGUGUGAGAAAUUUGAGAGAAAAUUGAGAGAAAAUUGAGAGAAAAUUGAAAAAUGGCGAAUCUGGGCGACGAAGUGAAGAACAAGCAGGUGAUUUUUCGGGAUUUUGUUAGCGGUUUCCCUCAGGAAUCCGAUUUCAUUUUUUCCAGUAGUAGCAUUAGAUUGAAGCUUCCUGAAGGCUCAAAUGGCGUAUUGCUCAAAACACUCUAUCUUUCUUGCGAUCCCUUCAUGCGAAUGCUCAUGGAAAGUCGCCCCGCUGCAAUUUCUUAUUCUCCUGGCUCGUUGCUAUUUGGGUUUGGAGUAGCCAGAGUUCUGGAGUCUGCACACUCGAAUUUCAAGGAAGGUGAUCUUCUUUGGGGAAUGUUGAAAUGGGAAGAAUACUCUGUCGUUGAGGAGCCUGAAAAACUCUUCAAAAUCCAGCAUACGGAUGUGCCCCUCUCAUAUUAUACUGGAAUUCUUGGCAUGCCUGGUAUAACUGCUUAUUUUGGAUUUCAUGAUAUAUGCUCCCCCAAGAAGGGAGAAUACGUGUUUGUAUCAGCAGCUUCUGGUGCUGUUGGUCAACUUGUUGGCCAAUUAGCAAAAUUGAUGGGUUGUUAUGUUGUUGGGAGUGCUGGAAGCAGAGAGAAGAUUGAGCUGCUGAAAAACAAGUUCGGAUUUGAUGAGGUUUUCAACUACAAGGAAGAACGCGACUUAAAUGCUGCACUAAAGCGAUGCUUCCCUGAAGGUAUCGAUAUUUACUUCGAAAAUGUAGGAGGGAAGACGCUCGAUGCUGUGCUUUUAAACAUGAGACCUCAUGGUCGGAUUUCUGUAUGUGGAAUGAUAUCUCAAUACAAUCUUGGUCAGUCUGAGGGUGUGCAUAAUCUCUUGCGUCUCGUGACUGAGCGGAUUCGCAUGGAAGGUUUCGGUGCUCCCGAUUAUUUCCAUCGCUAUGCCGAGUUCUUAGAAGCAAUGCUGCCUUAUAUCCGAGAAGGGAAAAUAACAUAUGUCGAGGACACGGUUCACGGCCUUGAGAGCGGACCAGCAGCUUUGAUUGGACUCUUUAGUGGUCGCAAUGUUGGGAAACAAGUAGUUGCCAUUUCCUCAGAAUGAUUCUGGUGCUGUUGGUUUCUUCCGUAAUCCUUUCUCAUUCCAUUUGGGUCUCAGGUCUCGUAUUGAUCUUCAAAUGAACCAUACAUAAACUAGUUUCUAUCUCCACAAAGAGCGCCAGGUAUUUCAUUACUAUCAUGCUGUAUAAUAUAUGAACAAUAAGGCAGAUGAUUGGUUUGUGUAAUGCAGCUGUGUUUGAGUAAUGCAAGUAGUCUUGUUUUCAAUGUACUUGCCAUUUAGUCA
Messenger RNA from Cucurbita moschata (crookneck pumpkin), 1356 nucleotides. Its product is annotated as NADP-dependent alkenal double bond reductase P2-like. The transcript has 5 exons. Gene Ontology annotation, molecular function: 2-alkenal reductase [NAD(P)H] activity. The record is from RefSeq and is a predicted model, not a curated record. The coding region runs from base 82 to 1116 and encodes 344 amino acids. Lineage: Eukaryota; Viridiplantae; Streptophyta; Magnoliopsida; Cucurbitales; Cucurbitaceae.